AUGCCCGCCCCUGUCCCCGAUCCUGUCCUGCUCGCUCUCGCCGAGGUCCGCAGCGCCUGGGGGCUCAGGCACGGGCUCCACAACACGGAGGCGCUUGCCAACUUUGAGAAAUGGCGGCGUCAGAUUAUGGAGCUGCUCGGUCGUCAGCCGCUGCCCCUCCCGGACGGCGUCCCCGCCGCAGUACACCAGCUUCGCCAGUACGCCAACGAGCUCGAGUCGAGCCGAAAGGAGAUCCCGCUCAAGCCGCCCGCUCUCGGUACGAGCGCGUGGAGGCGCAUCGUCCCCGAGCUCGACGCAGCGUACGAGAAGGAUCUCGAGAGCGUGUCCCGCUACUGCGACACGCAGGCCGAGCGUUCGCUCCCGCACCUUGCCAGGCAUCCUGAGCAGUACAAGCUACAGCGCCUCAGGCCGUACUAG
This is a messenger RNA of Rhodotorula graminis WP1, 417 nucleotides long. RefSeq lists its product as uncharacterized. The transcript is spliced from 3 exons. Bases 1 to 417 code for a protein of 138 amino acids. The record is from RefSeq and is a predicted model, not a curated record. Lineage: Eukaryota; Fungi; Basidiomycota; Microbotryomycetes; Sporidiobolales; Sporidiobolaceae.